GGUUGAACAACAGGUGGAUUCUCUGCAUACUCUUUGGACAUGUUGUGUUUGAUGGUGAUUAGGUUAUGUGUGAUGAAGACAUGGUGUUUUUGUUAUUGUGAUGCUAUCCAUGUAUUUGAGUAUUUAAAAUAAAUACGUUGAAACAUGUAUCAACCUCUCGUAGAAUUGGGAGACUUGAAAUCUGUCCUGAGAAGUGUGCUGGUGUCAUCAAGGAGUAAAUUGACACCAAAGGAGCUCCAAAAUGAUUUCCGAAGAGUAGAGGGCAAAUUUGUUCCAUAUAGAAAGUUUGGAUAUGCCACUUUUGAAGACUUCUUACAGUCAAUCUCAGACGUUUGUUCAAUUGAAUACAAAAGUGACGGUUCUGUAUAUGUGGUACCUGUUUUGACAGAUUCUUUGAAGUACAUUGCAGACCUUGUGAGCAAACAGAAAGUGCCAAGUCUUAAGCUUAAACAUAAAAGAUCAAGAUCAAAGCACAUGGAUAACAAAUUUAUACCAGCACACUUGCAACACAGUCUUGAAAGUUUUGUCAAAAGUCACCCCAAGGGGGCUCCUGUAGAGGCUCUUGAGAGAGAGGUAUUGUCAAAAUUCCCUCACAUAAUGCAAGGAUUCGAUGAUACAGAAGAAUUCCUUGAGUGUGCCACCCACAUAUUGAGAUUUGACGGAAGAAAUGUGUUUCCAUUAGUAUUAACCUCAGAAAGCAAUUACCAUUCAGUCAGUGGAAAUGGAAAGGACAAAGGAAAUGACUGUCAAAUGCUACCUUCUACCAUUGUUUGCAACAUUAAGCGCCUGAUGAAAGCAAACCCAAAUGGCAUUUUAGCGUCAGAGUUUUCAUCAGCUUAUGGGGAAAUGUUUCAUAGUGUCUUCAAUAUUACAAAGUACGGGUACAUUAACAUACUAUCAGUAGUGUCUGCAUACCCUGAUAUGCUCCACUGUUUUCGAGUGACUGAUGAAGAUUUUAUUAUUAUUGAAGCUCCAGAAGAACUGGAAGAAAAAGAUUAUGAUAUUGAUGUUCCAGAGGUACAAACAGUGAAGGAUAUGUUGAUCUGGUUGAUAAGCAACUUUCCAGAUGGCCUGAACAGUAGUGAAGUUGAACAAGCAUUUGAGGUGCACUUUUUGAGAAGGCUUGAACCAACAGUGUUAGGAUAUAACAGUUUGGAGGAUCUACUGCAUCAUUUGGAAAGUGAAUCUUUGGUGACUCUGAGUACUGUGAAAAAUGAUAUGUGGGUGUACCCUGUAACUACUUUUAGCAGCUGUAACUCAUCUCUCCUAGACAUAACACAGGAAGAGGGUGCUGAGGAUGACCUGGACUCCAUACUCACAGCCUAUUACCCUCCAGGUGCUCUCUUGGCUCAUGAAGAAGUUCCAUGCCAGCAGCUUCCCAACACAAUGCCUGGUUUUACAUUUGAAGUUGUUGUUUCUGAUGCUUUGUCACCAAGCAAAUUUUGGGUUGUUCUCAACUAUGACAGCAACUGUGCUGCCUUUGAUUGUCUUGUUGAUGCAAUGCAGUCAUUCUAUAGUCUCCACAGUGAAAACUACAAGAUGUCUGAGCCUACAAUUUGUGUGGGACAUUAUUGCGUGUGCCCAUAUAGGGGCCAGUGGCAUCGGGCUCGAAUAAGUAACAUCACAAAUGUAUCGGAAGUGCAAGUGCAGUUGAUUGACAUUGGUGCAAUAAGCAAGAAGAAGAAAGAACAUCUUCGAUAUCUUGCAAGAGAUUUUGCAGACCUGCCAUCACAAGCAAUGUGUUGUCGCUUGGCAGGCACAGCAGCAACUGGGCGGACAGUGUGGCCUUGUGAAAUUAGACAGCUCUUCGUGGAAGCAGUGAUUGGUAGAGCAUUCACUGCCACACUGAUUAGUAUUAGCCACCAGAGUGGGAUCCUAUCUGUGGAUCUUUUUGAAGAUACAGAUGAUGACUGUAGUGAAAGGGUUGCUGACUGGCUAUCAAGACUGCAGGAGGAGGAAGCAGAAUCGGAGAUCGAAAAGGGAGUCAUUUUGACUGCUAAGCCAUCGCUGCAGGAACAGCUUCAAAAAUUCACCUGUAUUUAGAGUUUAAAGAAGUUCUUGCUUAGUAAACAUUCUGGAGUACUAAUUUAAAUAAUGCAGUUAAAAGUAUAUAUUGUGAUUCAAUUGUGAAAAUAUGUAUAGGUAUUUAUUCUGUUGAUCCUAAUAUGUUAGAUGUAUGUAGUAAAUUGGGCUAGUGAGAAGUGCAUUUUCUGUAAACACAUUCAUUCAGUUACAAUCAUGUGACAAUAAAAUGUAUAGGAUUUAUGUUGAUUUGAGCCAUUAUGGCUCAAAUUGGUUAGUAAAGCACUCAAUUUUAUGAGGAAAUUUGUGAUAUGUAAAUAUACUACAGCACUAACUGGUAAGAUUCUACUAACAUAAUUGAAAUUGUGAGACUUUUGGAAUUUAUGUGACAGAUACUUAAUUUUUCAAUUAUAUUACAUUUUAUUUUACAAAUGUGUCAGACAAUAUAUGGGAUGAUUCAGGUUCCCAUAGAUUUGCUCCUGAGUAAUGUUAAGAUGUUUGGUGUAUUCAGUACAUAUCUGCUAAGUAAUUACCAAUAAUUAAACCCUGAGUGAGUGACAUGCACUUGUGGACAAGCAAACACACAAUUUUAAACAUGUAAAGUAUGGCUUCCUUAACUUUUGGGCCGGCCGAAGUGGCCGUGCGGUUAAAGGCGCUGCAGUCUGGAACCGCCAGACCGCUACGGUCGCAGGUUCGAAUCCUGCCUCGGGCAUGGAUGUUUGUGAUGUCCUUAGGUUAGUUAGGUUUAACUAGUUCUAAGUUCUAGGGGACUGAUGACCUCAGCAGUUGAGUCCCAUAGUGCUCAGAGCCAUUUGAACCUUAACUUUUGGUUUACUGAGCUCUCAUUUCUGUGGAAUCUGGGAGUGUUAUUGUGAUUUUGAUACCCUUCUGGUGUAGCCACUGAGCAUAUGUCAUUCUGUUGAUAUUUUAGAACUUAGCACAUGUUAUUAAUACAGUAAUAUUCUUUGGAAUAGAAACAACAUUUGUUAUUUUGGUAUAUGUCUACAUAUAUCUGUGGGUUAUUGAUGUGUACUGAUCAAUUGUGUGCCAGCUACAAGAUUGAGCAAUGGAAAUGGUAACUGACAUUGAUGCUUAUUGGUAGUAAUAUCUAACAAUGUUCAACAAUGCUGACCCCAUAGGCAAAUGGGAAAGGGCAAAAGUACUUUCAUAUCCCUCACAUUAUUAGUGUUGUGAUUGUCAAUGUCGAGGAUAGCUUGACAUCUCUCGCUCUUUGAUUCUAUCUGUUUUGUACAUUUAUAAAUAUUUACUGUAGACACAGUAAUAAAUUGUGCAAGUGUUUU
Messenger RNA from Schistocerca piceifrons (Central American locust), 3323 nucleotides. RefSeq lists its product as uncharacterized. NCBI's taxonomy places the organism in Eukaryota, Metazoa, Arthropoda, Insecta, Orthoptera, Acrididae. The coding region runs from base 145 to 2043 and encodes 632 amino acids. Gene Ontology annotation, biological process: spermatogenesis. The transcript is spliced from 12 exons. The record is from RefSeq and is a predicted model, not a curated record.